AAGCUAAAUUUGUGGUGGCCACACCCUCAAAAUGGCUGUCACAAUGAGAACUGUAGCACUAACAUGGGUAUUCAUGAUAACUGCUGGAGUGAGCUCUUUCAUUGUUGGAAAGAAAAGAAUAGAUAGACUAAGGAUGGAGAAGAUAAGAUCAGAAGGAGCAAAUCGUCACAGAGUGAAGAAGAACACACCAUUGCACUCAAGCACAUAGCACAGCAAUUUAAUACAGCAACAGCAUAAUGUCAUUUGAUAUAAUAAUAACAGUGAAUAUGAUUUUACUGAAAACAAUUUAAUUUUCAUCUGCUGACGUGUAGCCCCGCCCACCCAUUCUGCAGUUGAUUCUACAACAGGCAAUUCUCACUCUUGCCCGAGCUCUUGCCGUUCGUUUGUCACCGAAACCCGUAACACCAUAAGAUGGCAACAAACAAUUCUGAUGCAACUGUUCAUGUGUCAACUGCAACUGUAUCAAUAGAUCAAUCAGCGAUCGAUCAGUUGUCAUCUCCAAAAGGAUUGUCAUUUCACGAUGUGACGUACGAAGUGCCUCAGCGAAAGUUCUUCAAGAGACUUCCCAAUAAGAUAAUACUGAAAUCUGUGAGUGGCCUGAUGAGUCCUGGCCUUAAUGCUAUAAUGGGGCCUACUGGGAGUGGAAAAACAAGUUUGCUGGAUAUAUUAGCUGGUCGCAAAGGAAAGAAAGGGAUCAGUGGUCAUGUGCUUAUAAAUGGAGAAGCUCAACCAGAAAACUUUAAAUGUAUCAGUGGCUAUGUUGUACAAGACGAUGUUAUUAUGGGGACUUUGACUGUGAAAGAGAACUUGUUUUUCUCGGCCGCUCUCCGUUUGCCCACGUCCAUUCCCUGGUCAGAGAAGAAAGAAAGGGUGGAGAAAGUUAUAAAGCAGCUUGGGCUGACCAACUGUGCCAACACAAAGGUGGGUAAUAAUUUCAUAAGAGGAAUUAGUGGAGGAGAGAGAAAGAGGACUAACAUUGGUAUGGAGCUCAUAAUAGAGCCACAGUUCCUCUUCCUUGAUGAACCAACGACUGGUUUGGAUGCAUAUACUGCUGUAUCAGUUGUUAAACUCUUGAAAAACAUAUGCACUGAUAAUGAUCGUGUGGUGAUAAUGUCUAUACAUCAGCCUCGAUACUCCAUUUUCAAAUUAUUUGAUAGUCUGACACUGUUAUCUCAAGGGGAUCUUGUAUAUUACGGCCCAAAUCAUCAAGCACUUGGUCAUUUCACUAGAAUAGGAUUUGAGUGUGAGGCUCACAAUAAUCCAGCAGACUUUAUGCUAGAUGUCAUUAACCUUUGUGAGGAGAAGCAGGCAGACAUUGAAGAAGGAGGAAAUGAUGAUUCAAAUAACUUAAGAGCUCGUUAUACUUCAUCUCACUUGGGAGAGAGUGCAGCAAAGAAGACACAAGAAUUGCUCCAGCAAUACAGGAAUAAGGAAAAUCAUAAAACUGUCACGUCAUACAAAUACGCUACUAAUGUCCUGUGGCAGCUAAUGGUCAUGAUUGCAAGAUCAACUCUUAACAUUGUUAGAAACCCACGCCUAUCAAUGCUGCAGCUAAUUGUGAUGAUUGUUUUUGGACUGGUUAUUGGUUUGCUCUUCUUCCAAUUAGACACAGGCCCAAAUGGCUUCCAAGACAGAUUAGGAGCAAUAUUCUUUAUGGUAAUGAACCAAAUCUUUAUCAAUAUUAAUGCUGUGGAGCUCUUCAUAUCACAGAAGCCACUGUUCAUUCAUGAGAAUGCUGGAGGAUUCUAUCGUGUUUCUGUCUAUUUCCUAUCAAAGUACACGUGUGACAUUAUCCCAUUGAGGGUAAUACCAUUGAUUGUCUACUCACUCAUUGCUUACUUCAUGAUUGGGUUCCAAGUUGAUGUUGCCAAGUUCUUUAUAUUCUUCUUCACUCUUUUCCUGACAUCUCUGGGUGCUUCUUCUAUUGCUUUUUUCUUUAGUGGCCUAGUUAAUGUCACUAGCAUUGCCAUAUUGCUCAUUGCAAUGUCUUUCAUCAUUCAAAUGUUGUUCAGUGGGUUCUUGAUUGCUCUUGACUCUCUCCCUUCUUGGAUUAGCUGGUGCCAAUAUCUAUCCAUAUUUAGAUAUGCAAUUGAGGCUCUCUCUGUCAAUGAAGCUGAUGGGCUAGUGUUUACUGAGAUGGUUGAUAAUAAUGGUACUAUUAUCGAAGUGUCAAGAGAAGGUUCUGCAUUACUUGAGGUUCGUGGGUUCAAUCCUGACUGGCUGUACUAUGACUGGAUUGGUAUAGCAAUGUACAGUGUUAUUUUUACUACACUGGCCUACAUAGCAUUGAGGCUAAUCAAGAAAGAAAAAUAACUAUAAACAAAGUUAUAAUGAUAGAUUAAUGCCAAGUAUGUUCUAGCAUAAAUAUUUCAGCUGUUAUUGUUAACUAUUA
This is a messenger RNA of Amphimedon queenslandica, 2392 nucleotides long. Its product is annotated as ATP-binding cassette sub-family G member 2-like. Bases 412 to 2313 code for a protein of 633 amino acids. The transcript is spliced from 18 exons. Gene Ontology annotation, cellular component: plasma membrane. Gene Ontology annotation, molecular function: ATP hydrolysis activity; ABC-type transporter activity; ATP binding. NCBI's taxonomy places the organism in Eukaryota, Metazoa, Porifera, Demospongiae, Haplosclerida, Niphatidae. The record is from RefSeq and is a predicted model, not a curated record. Gene Ontology annotation, biological process: transmembrane transport.